Molecule: messenger RNA, 4443 nt
Organism: Melanotaenia boesemani (Boeseman's rainbowfish)
Lineage: Eukaryota; Metazoa; Chordata; Actinopteri; Atheriniformes; Melanotaeniidae
Product: ATP-binding cassette sub-family C member 4-like
Exons: 31
Coding region: 140-4102 (1320 amino acids)
Biological process (GO): transmembrane transport; monoatomic ion transport
Cellular component (GO): plasma membrane
Molecular function (GO): ATP binding; ABC-type transporter activity; ATP hydrolysis activity
Source: RefSeq, a predicted model, not a curated record
UAUUACGUAACGCACCUUGGAGGAGACUCCUUUUGUAACAUGUGGACACUACAAAGUUACGCCACAUAGCCGGGAGCAGCAGCUGUUAGCGGGUGGAGAAAGUCAGGAGGGGAAGCUACUGUGUGAGGUCCCGGCUAACAUGGAAGAAGUCCGCAAAGAUGCCAAAACUAACCCGGCAGCGACGGCGAACAUCGUGUCGAAGGUAUUUUUCUGGUGGCUCAAUCCUUUGUUCCGUAUCGGGUACAAACGCAGGCUGGAAGAAGAUGACAUGUACGAAGUACUCACAGAAGACAGGUCGGCAAACCUGGGGCAGGACCUGCAGAGAUACUGGGAUCACGAGUCCCUGAAGGCUUCCAAAGAGCUGCAGAAGCCGAGCCUCACAAAAUCCAUCAUCCGCUGCUACUGGAAGUCGUACUCGCUGCUGGGACUCUUUACUUUAUUUGAGGAGGUCAUUAAAGUGGUCCAGCCGGUUUUUUUGGGGAAAAUAAUUCAGUACUUUGAGAAUUAUGAUCCAAAUGAUGAUAAAGCUUUCUAUGAGACGCUCGGAUACGCAGCCGGAAUGUCCAUGUGCACCAUCUGCCUGGCAGUGGUCCAUCACCUCUACUUCUACCACGUUCAGAGGGCAGGCAUGAAGAUUAGGGUGGCCAUGUGUCACAUGAUCUAUAAGAAGGCUCUGAGUCUGAGCAGCUCAGCCAUGGGAAAGACCACCACAGGCCAGAUCGUCAACCUGCUGUCCAACGACGUCAACAAGUUCGAUGAAGUGACCAUCUUCCUCCACUUCCUGUGGGUGGGGCCCCUUCAGGCCGCUGCUGUCGUGGGGCUGCUGUGGGCAGAAAUCGGUCCUUCCUGCUUGGCAGGAAUGGUGGUCCUCAUGUUCCUGAUGCCCACCCAGACAAUGUUUGGGAGGCUCUUUUCGAAGUUCAGGAGUAAGACAGCUGCUCUCACAGACAGCCGAAUCCGGACAAUGAAUGAAGUGGUGUCUGGGAUUCGGAUCAUCAAGAUGUACGCCUGGGAGAAGCCCUUCUCUGCUCUGGUCUCCGAAGUCAGAAGGAAGGAGAUCUCCAAGAUCAUGAAGAGCUCCUACCUACGAGGCCUCAACAUGGCCUCUUUCUUCUGUGCCAGCAAGAUCAUCCUCCUCGUCACGUUCACAGUCUACGUCCUUCUGGGAAACACCAUUUCCGCCAGCCGUGUGUUCGUCACGGUGUCUCUGUACACUGCCGUGCGACUCACCGUCACACUCUUCUUCCCGAGCGCCAUAGAGAAGCUGUUCGAGAGUCGCGUCAGCAUCCAGAGGAUUCAGGAGUUUCUGUUGCUGGAUGAGAUCAGAAAAACCAGCACUGCUCUGUCUCAGGAAGAGAAGAAGGAUACCGGGGUGGAGAUGAAUGAUCUCAUCUGCUACUGGGACAAGAGUUUGGACGCUCCGUCUCUACACAACGUCUCCUUCGCUCUGAACGCCAACCAGCUGCUGGCCGUGAUCGGACCGGUGGGAGCUGGAAAGUCGUCCUUACUGAGCUCCAUCUUGGGAGAGCUUCCUUAUGAAAAAGGGGUGCUGAAGGUCAAAGGUCAGCUGACCUAUGCUGCUCAGCAGCCCUGGGUGUUUCCUGGAACCAUUCGUAACAACAUCCUUUUUGGAAAAGAGCUGGACCCCCUGAAGUAUGAGCGAGUCAUCAGAGCCUGCGCUCUGAAGAGGGACCUGGAGCUGCUCCCAAACGGCGACCAGACUCUGAUCGGGGACCGAGGCGCCACUCUCAGCGGGGGGCAGAAAGCCAGAGUCAACCUGGCCAGAGCCGUGUAUGAGGAUGCAGACAUCUACCUCCUGGAUGACCCUUUAAGUGCUGUGGACGCUGAGGUCGGGAGACACCUCUUUGAACAAUGUAUUUGUGGUUUGCUGAAGAACAAGCCUCGCAUCCUCGUCACCCACCAGCUGCAGUACCUGAAGGCAGCCGACCAGAUCGUCGUCCUCAAGGAGGGUCACAUGGUGGCGAAGGGAACGUACACAGAGCUGCAGCAGUCUGGAGUGGACUUCACCUCCUUGCUGAAGAAAGAGGAGGAGGAGGAGCAGCAACAACUUCCCCCAGACACCCUGACCAGGAAGAGAACACUGUCCCAGAACUCUGCACUCUCCCACACCUCCUCUGUCCAGUCAAUCAAAGAUGGAGACCACCUGCCGGCAGAAACUGUACAGACGAUCCCAGAGGAGAGUCGAGCUGAAGGAAACAUCGGAGUCCGACUUUAUCUCAAAUAUCUGCGAGCUGGCGCCAAUAUUAUGGUCCUCCUGUUGGUCAUACUGGUUAACCUCCUCGCUCAGGUAGCAUACAUCAUGCAGGACUGGUGGCUGGCUUACUGGGCUGACGAGCAGGAAAAGAUCACCGGUAACGGCACUGUCACCCUAAAUGGAACAAACGUCCCCAAAGAGCUGGAUUUGGGUUUCUACCUGGGGGUUUAUGGAGGCUUGACUGCAGCCACCAUCCUCUUUGGCUUUGUCAGGAAUAUUCUUCUGUUUCAAGUGCUGGUGAGAUGCGCUCAGGUCCUGCACAACCGCAUGUUCAACUCCAUCCUCAGGACCCCCGUACGCUUCUUUGACAUCAACCCAAUCGGAAGAGUCUUGAACAGGUUUUCUAAGGACAUCGGCAUUCUGGAUGCUAACAUGCCGUGGACCAUGGUGGACUUCAUACAGGUGUUCCUGCAGAUACUCGGCGUCAUCGCUGUGGCAUCGUCGGUGAUCCCGUGGAUCCUCAUUCCUGUUGCCCCCCUCCUCGGCAUAUUCAUCUUCCUGCGCCGUUACUUCCUGCGAACUUCCAGAAACGUCAAACGUCUCGAGUCCACGACUCGAAGUCCCGUCUUCUCCCACCUGUCCUCGUCUCUUCAGGGUCUGUGGACAAUCCGAGCCUUCGGGGCUGAGGAGAGGUUUCAGAAGGACUUCGAUGCCCACCAGGACCUGCACUCAGCCGCCUGGUUCAUGUUUCUGACCACCUCUCGCUGGUUUGCCUUCCGGCUCGACUGCAUCUGCGCCAUCUUUGUCAUCAUCACCACGUUUGGCUGCCUGCUGCUCAGAAACCAGCUGGAUGCUGGUGAUGUUGGUUUGGCUCUGACAUACGCAGUCACUCUGAUGGGGAUGUUCCAGUGGGGCGUGAGACAGAGUGCAGAGGUGGAGAACAUGAUGACGUCGGUGGAGAGGGUGGUGGAGUACACCAAACUGGAGAGUGAAGCACCCUGGGAAACCCAUAAACGCCCUCCUCCUGACUGGCCGACUAAAGGCUUGGUGACAUUUGACCAGGUCAACUUCUCCUACAGCGCUGAUGGACCGCUGGUUCUACAGAACCUGAAGGCCAUAUUCAGACCCAAAGAAAAGGUCGGUAUCGUUGGGAGAACCGGUGCUGGAAAAAGCUCCCUGGUCUCGGCUCUGUUCCGCCUAGCAGAACCUCAGGGGAAGAUCUACGUCGACGGUGUUGUGACCUCUGAGAUUGGCCUCCAUGACCUGCGCCAGAAGAUGUCCAUCAUCCCUCAGGACCCAGUGCUGUUUACAGGCUCCAUGAGGAAGAAUCUGGAUCCUUUCCACCAACACACAGAUGAAGAACUGUGGAACGCCCUACAAGAGGUGCAGCUGAAGUCUGUGGUGGAGGAGCUGCCUGGAAAGCUGGAGACGGUUCUGGCCGAGUCCGGAUCCAACUUCAGCGUGGGUCAGAGGCAGCUGGUGUGUCUGGCCAGAGCCAUCCUGAGAAAGAACAGCAUCCUCAUCAUCGACGAGGCCACAGCCAACGUGGACCCCAGAACAGACGAGCUGAUCCAGAAAACCAUCCGGGAGAAGUUCAGGGAAUGCACCGUGCUCACCAUCGCUCAUCGCCUCAACACCAUCAUAGACAGCGACCGCAUACUGAUUCUGGAUGCAGGGAAGAUACAUGCGUUUGACGAGCCGUACACCCUGCUGCAGGACUCAAACGGGAUCUUCUACAACAUGGUGAAGCAGACAGGCAAACAGGAAGCAGCCUCGCUACUAGAAGCAGCCAAACAGGCUUAUGAGAGCAGAAGUCGUCCCAGCUUAUCGAACGGACACGCCCAGACAGCAGACGGUAACUUGGUUAUCUUUGAAACGGCUCUGUGAGCUCAGACUGACUCUAAAGAGUGCACGGGCUUGUGCAGUGCACGUCCAGCCUCUUGGUGAAGCACUUAUCCACUGCAGCUGGAGCGGGAGCCUCGGAGGACAGGACCUAUAGAGAAGCUGCUGCCUCGGCGUGGCCGAGCCAAACACAAGCUGUUGUAAAAAACUAUUUAUUCCCUGGUUCGGUUUGCUGAUGGAGGAAAAGGAGAUAUGUGCCUUGUUUCAGGUUUUACAUGUUUAAGUGCAUCUGUAUCCAGAGUGGCCUUUUUUUUGUCUGUAGAUACAGCCAGCACUGUCAUGCACAUGGAAAAUGUUGGAGGUUGCACUAAAAAUCUCUUUUUAAA